GUCAUGGGAUAACAGCAGUAAAGGAAAAAGCAGGAACUACCCUAGGAAUUCAUAAUGCCAGUUCAGCAUCGUCAGAAACAGCAGAGCCUACUGCAGCUGAAACACCAAUUAUACAAGCGGAAGAUUCUCUGGAACAAAGCUCUUCUGAGAAUAUUCCUUCUUCUCCUUCAUCUGGAUCUCGUGGCAUGUUGUCAGCUAUCACUAAUGCUGUACAGAACACAGGGAAAAGUGUAUUAUCUGGAGGCUUAGAUGCUUUGGAAUUUAUUGGGAAGACAACCAUGAAUGUCCUUGCAGAAAGCGAUCCUGGAUUUAAGAGAACAAAAACACUGAUGGCAAGAACAGUUUCUCUAUCUCAGCUGUUGCGAGAAGCUAAAGAAAAAGAGAAACAGAGGCGGGCCCAGCAAGUUACAGUUGAAAGAACAGCACAUUAUGGACUACUUUUUGAUGAAUUCCAAGGUUUGUCUCACCUUGAAGCUCUGGAAAUCCUGUCAAAUGAAAGUGAAGCUCAGAUUCAGUCAUAUUUAGCAACACUUGAUGGAGAACAGUUGGAGACUGUGAAAAAUGAUUUAAUUGCUAUAAAAGAGAUUUUUAUUCCAAAGGAAUCAGAUGAUGAAGUGGUGCAGGCACAGAAAGAUAUGGGAGAAGAGUUUGUCAGCAUGCUCACUGAACUGCUGUUUGAAUUGCAUGUUGCUGCUACUCCUGACAAACUUAAUAAGGCUAGGAAAAAAGCUCACAAAUGGCUGGAAGAAGCCAGUUUUUCCACCCCAGUAGACAUGGAAGAGAAGAUAAAAGAAAACCGUGGAGAACCUGGUGAAGAAAAGACUGAAAAAGAAGAUAAAAUUGGUAGUGAUAAAACAGAAGUAGACAAAAACAAAACUGUGGAG
Cariama cristata (Red-legged seriema) is the source of this 884-nucleotide messenger RNA. It is a transcript of the gene FAM114A1, whose product is annotated as family with sequence similarity 114, member A1. Lineage: Eukaryota; Metazoa; Chordata; Aves; Cariamiformes; Cariamidae. The annotation marks the transcript as partial. The transcript has 7 exons. The record is from RefSeq and is a predicted model, not a curated record.